Molecule: messenger RNA, 396 nt
Organism: Ophidiomyces ophidiicola
Lineage: Eukaryota; Fungi; Ascomycota; Eurotiomycetes; Onygenales; Onygenaceae
Gene: RBL2
Product: tubulin folding cofactor A
Exons: 3
Coding region: 1-396 (131 amino acids)
Biological process (GO): post-chaperonin tubulin folding pathway; tubulin complex assembly
Molecular function (GO): beta-tubulin binding
Source: RefSeq, a predicted model, not a curated record
AUGCCUCAAAUCGAAGGAAACGCUCGCCAUCCUAUAUCACUAGCAACCUUGUCACUACGCCGACUUGUCGCGGAGGAGGCAUCUUAUCACAAGGAGCUUGAACAGCAAAAAACCAGCAUUGAGAAGAAGGAGCAAGGCCUUAAAAACAUUAAAGAGUCCCCAGAAGAUGAAGGAAAUGCGCAGUGGAUGCUAAAUCAAGAACGUACCGCUUUUGAAGAAACGAAGAAAGUAAUGGUUCGCAUGGAGGAAGUAGCUAGAAAUGCAAUGGAGAAAUUGGAGGGGUUGUUACGAGCAGUUAAAAAUGAAGAUGAUGUCCCCGAGUCAAUAAUUAAGGAGGCCUCGGAAGAGAUCGAAAAGGCAAAAUUGGCAAUUCCUGGUCUUGCGAGGUCGGCAUAA